AUGGGAAAUCCAAAAGUUGAUCUAAAUCUCGAACCAUUAACAUAUUUCAAAAAAAGGAAAGUGAUUGAUGAUGAUAUAGAACAGAACGACCAAAAGUGCGGAAGAUUAAAUUCGUUGGAACUAAGUAAAUCUGAACCUUCAUCAAAGGAAUCAAGCCUUUGUUUAGUAAACAAAUCUUCUAGAUCUAGGAGAGUAAUUGACUCAGAUGAAAGCUCUGAUAGUUUUUUUAACUCACUAAGUAGGUCUUCUACAGAUUCAGAUUCAUUAUCCUCAAAUAGCGAUGAUGUUAGCUCAUCUGAAAGGGAACAAUUUAAAAAUAGAAAAGCUUCUAUUAACAAAAAGGUGCGAAAAGCUACCUCAAGUAUGUCAAGUAAAUCUAGCUCUAUACCUAAAAAUAAGGAAGCAGAUAGCAAAAGAACGAGUAAAAAGAAAGAUGGCAUGUUAGAUGAUGAUAAUAGUUUAGAAGGAACUAGUAUACAUGCAUAUGUUCCUCGUAGGGAUCGAGAUCGCAAACAAAUAUUAGUAGCUGCUGUACUAUGUAGAUGGUGGCACGCUUUACCAGAUUGGCCCCCACCAAAUAUGGAUUACAAUAUAGAGCUACACAAAAACAAACUAAGAUUGGUAGAUAUUGAUGAUUGGGAAGAUGCAGUAGAUAUUGAUGAUAAUGGAUACGCUAAAGUUUAUCAAUUAUCCAAUUACCCAGGAGUAUUUAGAGAUUAUAAAGGUGUUGCACAUGACUUAAGGCCUAUUGAAAAUAAACCAUGUUAUUCCAACUUAAUAAAGAUGGAUGAAGACAAGUUAUAUGAUCUCUUAAUAACUGCAUUAAGGAAUCAAAUCAAAACUUUACAGAGUCAGAGUAUAUAUUCAGAGACUACCUUAAUAGAGGAACUAGAGAAAGAAUUGUUUGAGGCAGAGGCUCUUGUUCAAAAGAAUAAUCUUAAGCACAAAACAUAA
Molecule: messenger RNA, 954 nt
Organism: Cryptosporidium muris RN66
Lineage: Eukaryota; Apicomplexa; Conoidasida; Eucoccidiorida; Cryptosporidiidae
Exons: 1
Coding region: 1-954 (317 amino acids)
Source: RefSeq, a predicted model, not a curated record